GAUGGAUUCACCGAACGAAAUUUUUCAAUCUCGGUUAUAUAAGAUCAAUCGCGUGUUGCUUUCAUUACUGGGACAGUGGCCUUUUCAACAAAAGACACAUAGACAUGCUAUUUUUGGAACAGUGGCGUUUCUUGCUUUAUCGCAAGCUAUCACGCAGAUAUUAGCUUUAGUGACAUUGCGUCAUGACAUUAACGGAACGCUUGAGUGUAUACCAACACUCAUAAUAUACAGCCUUUGCAUCGUUAAAGUGAUAAAUUCACUGUGUAAUAUAAAAAAGAUCAAAAUACUUCUUAUACAUAUACAAAGAGAUUGGCAAUCGUGGGCUAUCCAAAGUGAAUACGAAAUUUUGCUUAAGUUUGCUGAAACUGGAAGAAGCCUUACAAUCGGAUAUGCUAUUGGCAUGUAUGCGGCUGGCAAUAUCUUUUGGAUAAUGGCGAUAAUUCCGAAGAUACUCGGCAAAAAUAUGACUUCCAACUAUCCGACACGACCAACAGGAUUUCCAUAUCAUGUCGAAUAUUACAUAGAUCUCAAUAAAUACUAUUAUCCUGUGCUGAUUCACAAUUAUUUAUCCGGCCUCAUUCGACUCACUGCUAUAGUCUCAUGCGAUACCUGCGUAGCUAUUCUAGUACAACAUUGCUGCGCACUAUUUUCAAUCGUUAGAUACCGAUUGGAGCAUAUACGAAAAUCUAUUGAACAAGAUAAAACACUCGCUAUACUCGAUGAUGAAGCUAAGAUUUAUGCAAAUUUCGCUUACUGUAUUCAAAAACACGAAGAUGCCUUACAAUUCGCGAGCUUCUUGGAAACUAUUUACACAAAGGCGUUUUUUAUAGAAGUCGGCUUAAUUGUAGGAGCUAUGAGUCUCUCAGCUGUACAGGCGACCACUGGUAACCUUACUCCGCAAGACGCAAUGCAACACGGCGGUUUUAUAACUGGUCAAUUAUUGCAUUUAUUUACCGCAUGCUGGUUAGGACAACAAGUGAUCGAUCAUAGUGAUCUUAUAUACACAUCAAUUUAUCAAGGCGAAUGGUACGAAUCAUCGCCGAGAUCCAGAAAACUUUUAAAUGUAAUGAUGUUAAGAAGUACUUCACCUUGCACGUUAACUGUUGGUAAAAUAAUGGUUCUUUCUCUUUCAAGUUUCAAUGCGAUAAAGAUGCUUUUGCUAAAGAUACAAGAACAUUGGUGUUCUCCAAAGACGGAUCAGGAAACUAAAAUCUUGCGUUCGUAUUUAUUGUUCGCGCGAAAUUUAAGCUACAUUUAUGCAGGUACUAUUGUUGGCCACGCCGUGAUUUUUGCACUCACACCUAUGAUAACCAGAUUUUUCUACGAGAAAUCCGUUGAGACGAUCGACACGUCAAAUCAGACGCAAGAAACACAGUCCACUUAUCGCAUCAAUUAUAUGCUUGAUUUACAAAUGCGCUAUAUCCCACUUCUCAUACAAUGCUCUAUAUGCGAGGUAUAUUACACGAUAACACUGACUGUGCUCAACAUCUUUUAUUUAGCAUGCGUCCAGCAUUGUUGUGGCUUGUUUGCAGCUCUGAGAUAUCGUUUGGAAAGAGCCUUGGAAUCUGAAGAUAAUAGCGACGAUUUAGUAGUAACGACAUUCAUGCGGAAUAAAUCUUAUUCGAAUAUUGCAUACAGUGUUCGAAGACACGCAGAGGCAAUACAAUUCGCUAUUGCCAUAGAAUCACUCUACAGAUUACCAUUCUUCAUAGACAUGACAAUUUACGGAUCACUGUUAAGUAUCGUAGGAUUUCAGCUGAUGACACAUAAGGAAGAUAUCACUCGCCUUUUACCGUACGCCAGUUAUCUCGAUGCGCUUAUGGUUAAUAUGUUCUUUGAAAAUUGGCAAGGUCAGAAGAUCAUAGACUGCAAUGAAAAAGUGCAUGAAUCCGCAUACAAAUUGCAAUGGUACAGAAUGCCUGUAAUGUCGCAAAAACUUCUGAUAAUGAUCAUGAUAAGAAGCAAAAAACCAUUGACAAUAACUGCAGGAAAAUUCCUUGUGUUAUCCUAUGUAACCUUUAACGCGGUGAGUUUACAAGAUUCUUUCUCUUUCUCGCUUUCUUACUCUUUCGGUCUCAAUAAUAUGAAAUUUUAUUUAAGAUAAUGCGUACAGCUUUCUCGUAUUUUACGCUUCUACGGUCUGUGCAGUAAACAUGUGAUCGUGAUAGACAAUUUA
This is a messenger RNA of Cataglyphis hispanica, 2176 nucleotides long. RefSeq lists its product as uncharacterized. Bases 2 to 2104 code for a protein of 700 amino acids. Gene Ontology annotation, cellular component: plasma membrane. The transcript is spliced from 14 exons. Gene Ontology annotation, molecular function: odorant binding; olfactory receptor activity. Gene Ontology annotation, biological process: detection of chemical stimulus involved in sensory perception of smell; sensory perception of smell. NCBI's taxonomy places the organism in Eukaryota, Metazoa, Arthropoda, Insecta, Hymenoptera, Formicidae. The record is from RefSeq and is a predicted model, not a curated record.